Molecule: messenger RNA, 437 nt
Organism: Sinocyclocheilus grahami
Lineage: Eukaryota; Metazoa; Chordata; Actinopteri; Cypriniformes; Cyprinidae
Product: protein ABHD8-like
Exons: 2
Coding region: 82-417 (111 amino acids)
Source: RefSeq, a predicted model, not a curated record
CGUUUUGUUUUGUUCCUGUGCAGGGUGUCGUUCUGUACGUUCCUGGCACAUGAGUAUCCGGAGCAGGUGCAUAAGGUGGUGAUGAUCAAUGGAGGCGGCCCCACGGCCCUGGAGCCCAGCCUGUGCUCCAUCUUCCAGCUGCCCUCCUGCGUCCUGCACUGUCUGUCACCCUGCCUGGCCUGGAGCUUCCUCAAAGCUGGUUUCGCCAGACAGGGCGCUAAAGAGAAGCAGCUUCUGAAAGAGGGAAACGCUUUUAACGUGUCUCCGUUCGUUCUGCGAGCGAUGAUGAGCGGUCAGUACUGGCCCGAGGGGGACGAGGUUUACCACGCUGAGCUGACCGUCCCAAUACUGCUGGUGCACGGCAUGUAUGACAAGUUUGUGCCGAUAGAUGAGGAUCAGCGGAUGGCAGAGGUUUGAGCACAUUAAAUAGAUUUUCA